UCGUCGUAUUUGUCGUCACCGUCGUCGCCGUUAGCGUCGCCGUCGAUGUGAUCAUUGUUGUUGUUGUUUUCGCCUCGAAACAAACCUUUCGCGCCACCACCAGUCAUUGUUGUUUGACUCUCAUAAUCAUCAAAUCGUUUUGAUUCUUCAGUUAUUGGAUUAUGCCAUCCAUCAUUGUUGUUCAAGUUUUAGCACUGAUCAAAAACGACUGAUCGGGAGUCUAAGAUCGCGUUCCGCGCGGUGAUUUCAUGCGUGCCCGAACGCGUGUAUAGGUGUGCGAGGAAGAAGAAGAAGUGAAUCAAAACUGUGUUACUGGUGGAAGUGCAACUGCAGGUUCAAGUCUGUUCGUAGCCCCCCUUCUUCGCUCAAAAUCCGCGCGUGAGAUGCAGAAAGGUGAAAUCAUAGAGUGGAAUAAACAACAGCAACUGUAAGCGAAUUUUAAAUGUCUGCCCACCGCCACCAGUACAAGGAUUCGCAUUCGCCCACUGACACUUCUAAUGGAAGGGUGCUUGGUACCGCGAUCCGUACCACCGUUCGAGCACUGGCUGUGGGUCCCACCAAUAAAAUCGAGGCCAACCUGCCGCUGGCAAUCCUCCGAUGAGCAAUAACCCUUCCACCGGAACCGGAAACAGGAAAAGAGUUCAUUUUUUUUUUAUUCGUUUCAAGUCGACCAUUCCAAAAGAAGCAAAGUGCAAUCUCAGUGGGGCUAUUCCGUGCCGGAAAGUGUGUUUUAGUGAAAUAAGAGAAGAAGGAGAAUACGCCCCCAACGCGGGUGAAAAUUAGUGCCACAUACACGGAAAGCCUAUUGAGGAAAAUCUAACCAGUGCGAAAAUAAAAAUAAAAUGAAGAGGAAAAAGUCCUUCGUUGCCAAAGUACGUUGUGAUCCACGAGAGAAGUAUCAGUGCACCUCAGCUAGUGCAUAAGUAUUGUAUAAGCUUUAGUGUCCAUCCGAUGGGUUUAAAACAAAUAAGCAUAAAGUUCAAAAGUGUGGAAAAAUGAUAAUUUAAACAAAAUCGCAUGACAACUGCCAAUUACGGCUGAAGCAGCGUGUUCGGUUCCAAUCGUUAUUAGAAGUGUAGUAUAAGUACCAGUAGUGAAUGUAAAAAAGUUCCACCACCGAAAAGGAAAACUUCUAUCCCACGUAUUUCUGUACAAAAAGUGUCUUUGCAAGUGUCCUUAGUCCGAAGAGCCGCUGUUCUUUUCUUUUUCCUGUUGUUGAAUAGUGGCAUUCCGAGGGAAAACGAAACAAGUCACUUCAUACAUAGUUUAGCCGUUCUAGUAUUAGUAAGUGCUUACCGUCAGUGCAAGCAAAUUGGGGCCAAAUUUCUCCUUCAGCUUUAGUGGACGAAUAAGUCAACGUUAGGAUUACAAUACUACAACCAACGAAUCAACAUAAGUAGGAUAUAGCUGCAAGCAAUAGCCGGGUAGAAGAAAACGGAAAUCGAAUCAACCAAGGUGCCAACCGCCGGCGAGUGAUACGAGUCAAUAAGUUGUACCAAGUGCAUAGGAGAAAGCAACGAGCGCGGGCACGCUGUCGAUAGAUUUACGAGCCAAUAUGGGCAAAAACAACCAGCCAGCGGAUAAACAACAAAAUGAACGUAGAAUACGAGCCAACGAUAGAGAAUACAACACACAAUUUAAAUAUGCGAACAACUACAUCAAAACGUCCAAGUAUAGCGUUUUAACGUUUCUGCCUUUAAACCUACUGGAGCAGUUCCAACGUCUUGCCAAUUUUUAUUUUUUAUGUCUCCUGAUCCUGCAACUGAUACCGGCGAUCUCCUCGCUGACACCGGUGACCACGGCCAUCCCGUUGAUCGGGGUGCUAAUGCUGACGGCCAUCAAGGAUGCGUACGAUGAUUUCCAACGUCACAUGUCCGACUCGCAGGUCAACAACCGCCGUUCGAAGGCACUUCGCCACGGGAAGCUUGUGGACGAGAAGUGGUCCGGCGUACAGGUCGGGGACAUCAUUCGCAUGGACAACGAUCAGUUCGUGGCGGCCGAUAUCCUGCUGCUGUCUUCGAGCGAACCGAACGGGCUGUGCUUCAUUGAAACGGCCGAACUGGACGGCGAAACGAAUCUCAAGUGCAAACAGUGCCUGGUGGAGACGGCCGUCAUGAGCGAGCAGGAGGACCUGCUGUGGAAGUUCAACGGGGAAAUUGUGUGUGAACCACCGAACAAUCUGCUGAACAAAUUCGAGGGCACCCUGACGUGGAAGAACCAACGCUAUGCGCUGGACAACGACAAAAUCCUGCUGCGGGGUUGCAUCAUCCGGAACACCCAGUGGUGCUAUGGCGUGGUGAUCUUCGCCGGCAAGGACACCAAGCUGAUGCAAAACUCCGGGAAAACCAAGUUCAAGCGGACUACCAUCGAUAGGCUAUUAAAUUUUAUAAUUAUAGGGAUAGUAUUUUUUCUUUUAUCCAUCUGCGGAUUCUGCACGAUAGCGGCCGCAAUAUGGGAAGCGAUAGUAGGCUAUAAAUUUCAAGAUUAUCUGCCAUGGGAAAACAUAAUUCCAAAGGAUUAUCUACAGGGUGCUACCAUCAUUGGAUGUCUAGUCUUUUUUUCCUACGCAAUUGUACUGAAUACAGUGGUGCCAAUUUCAUUAUAUGUUUCGGUCGAGGUGAUACGUUUUGCGCAAUCCUUUCUAAUCAACUGGGACGAGAAGAUGUACUAUGACCAGACGAAGACCCACGCCAAAGCGCGGACGACGACACUGAACGAGGAGUUGGGUCAGAUUCAGUACAUUUUCUCGGACAAAACGGGAACGCUGACACAGAACAUCAUGACAUUCAACAAGUGCAGCAUAGCGGGCCGGGCGUACGGCGAUGUGAUCGACCUGAGGACCGGCGAAGCGGUCGAGGUGUCCGAGCCUACAUUCAACAGCAACACAUCGCUUUUACUAAACGCCGAAGAGCCACCCGGUCGCAGCACACCACAGCCAAGCUCAGCUUUUACCGUCGACACCGCCACCACCACCAAAAAUACAGUACCCUCCACUACUAGUACUUCGACGACGCUUAGAAACUCAAACUACGACUAUCAAGUACUGCUACAGCAAGAGCAACCCCCACCACAAUCAGUCAGUCCGAACACGACACGAAACAAUAGCAAUCUCACAGGCACGGCCAGUAGUAGUAGUAGAAAACAGCAUCAUGCCUCACUACACGUUAGAUUCAGCCCGCACAGUAGUAGCCACGAGACGAAAACGAUAACCACGCCCAUCCCCGCGAAACCCCCCGAUUACUAUGAGGCGACAAAGGCGUCGACGGCGGCGGCGGCGACGGUGGCCUACGGUGGUGGUGCCUCUAGCGGCACCAGUAUAAGACAUUCGCAAAAGUCCGAUCUUACCGCGAUGUUAGAUAACACUACAACGACCUCCACAACGACGACGAUCUCGACGACCACUGAGCCACCUAGCGGGAGUAAUGCGCAAGGAGUGCAUGUCACCGAACCGGUGGAUUUCUCCUUCAACCCGGAAUUCGAGCCGGACUUCCGGUGGUACGACCAGGGUCUGCUGGAUGCCGUCCGGGCGGACGAGGAGCACGCUCACAACUUUUUUCGCCUGCUUGCACUGUGCCACACGGUGAUGCCGGAGGAGAAGAACGGGAGGUUAGAGUAUCAAGCACAAAGUCCUGACGAGGCUGCGCUCGUUUCGGCGGCCAGAAAUUUCGGAUUCGUUUUCCGAUCCAGAGCACCUAAUAGUAUAACAAUCGAAGUAAUGGGAAGGAUGGAGGAGUACCAACUGUUGAGUAUUUUAGAUUUUAAUAAUGUUAGGAAGCGAAUGUCGGUGAUACUGCAACGCAAUGAUACCAUAAUACUGUACUGCAAAGGGGCCGACAGUGUGAUAUAUGAUAGGUUAGGACGUAAUCAACAGGACCUGAAGGCUAGGACCCAGGAGCAUUUGAACAAAUUCGCCGGUGAAGGUCUGCGGACACUUGUGCUAGCCGAACGGAGGCUAACUAAGGAGUUCUUCGACUCCUGGCUGCUGCGACAAAGGGAAGCUGCCUUAUCGCUAGACGGUAGAGAGGAUAAGUUAGGUGUAAUCUACGACGAAAUCGAAUGUGAUAUGCAACUGGUCGGUGUGACCGCCAUAGAGGAUAAGCUUCAGGACGGGGUACCGCAGACGAUUGCCAACCUGCAGAUGGCUGGUAUCAAGAUCUGGGUGCUGACGGGGGAUAAACAAGAAACGGCAAUCAAUAUCGGUUACUCCUGUCAGCUACUGACGGACGACAUGGUGGACGUAUUCAUCAUCGAUGGUCUAACGAAGGUCGAGGUGGAACAGCAGCUACGGAAGUACAUGGAAUCAUUACGAAUUGUAAAUACCUAUCAUCCUACGACCAUGCCGAAGAACUCCCUUAACCAAAGUAGUGGCCUGACGACGGGUCCGACGGCCAACGGUGGCAACAGUGGAAGCUCGGGGCCGAUGAUCGAGAUCCAGAACUCGUCACCGCCGUCGGUGUCGGUGGUAACCUUUAGGUGGGAUAAUAGACAUAAAUAUACAAGUAUAGGAGGAAGCGAGGAGGCGUCGGACAGUGUAAACUGUAGCAACUACACCGAUGGGCUGGGCAAAACGGACACCUCGAUGUCCGAUCUGGACGAAGGUUCCGGCGUGGCGCUGGUCAUCAACGGUCACUCGCUGGUGCACUGCCUGCAACCGGACAUGGAGUCCAAGUUCCUAGAGAUUGCUUCGCACUGUCGGGCGGUCAUCUGCUGCCGGGUGACUCCGCUGCAGAAGGCCAUGGUGGUGGAGCUGAUCAAGCGGGCGAAAAACGCCGUAACUCUGGCCAUCGGCGAUGGCGCCAACGACGUUUCUAUGAUUAAAGCUGCCCACAUCGGCGUUGGCAUCUCGGGACAGGAGGGCAUGCAAGCCGUCCUGGCUAGCGAUUACUCGAUAGCUCAGUUCAAAUUCCUCGAAAGACUGCUACUGGUACAUGGACGAUGGUCCUACUAUCGGAUGUGUAAAUUUCUGCGCUAUUUUUUCUACAAAAACUUUGCAUUCACGUUGUGCCAUUUUUGGUAUGCAUUUUUCUGCGGCUUCAGUGCUCAAACGGUGUUCGAUCCGAUGUUUAUAUCCGUGUACAAUCUGUUUUAUACGUCGUUACCAGUGCUAGCGUUAGGUAUUUUUGAACAGGACGUUUCGGACAAGAAUAGCGUCGAUUAUCCGAAGCUCUACACCCCCGGAAUCACCAAUGCCUUAUUCAACACGACCGAGUUCAUCCGGAGCGUACUGCAUGGGAUCUUCAGCUCGUUGAUCUUGUUCCUGAUACCUUACGGUACCUACAAGGACGGAAUCUCCCCAGACGGCUACGUACUUAACGACCAUAUGCUGUUGGGAUCGGUGGUUGCCACCAUCCUGAUUCUGGAUAAUACUGCCCAAAUCGCCUUGGACACUUCCUACUGGACCGUGUUCAACCACAUUAUGAUCUGGGGUAGUCUGCUGUGGUACUUUUUCCUGGACUACUUCUACAACUACGUCAUCGGAGGUCCGUACGUUGGCUCGCUGACGCAAGCCAUGAAAGAGGCUACCUUCUGGUUCACCACGGUACUAACCGUGAUCGUACUGAUGGUACCGGUCCUGGCGUCCAGGUUCUACUUUGUCGAUGUGUUCCCUGGCCUAUCGGACAAGAUUCGAGCCAAGCAACGGCUAGCACAGCUCCGAUCCAGGCAAAGCAACGACGUCCUUCGAACGCCGUCAGCUCGUCGAGGUAGAAGAUCACUUCGAUCCGGGUACGCGUUUGCCCAUCAGGAAGGAUUCGGUCGGCUCAUCACGUCCGGUAAGAUCAUGCGCAAGCUACCGCAGGACUUUGCCUUCCCUCUGGGGCUAGGCAGCAAGAAGCAACAGCAGGCCAAUACGAUCGCCGCUGACACCGGGACGCCCGGUAAGACCAGUAUCAACAGUGUCAACAUCGGUGGCAACAAUGGUAACGGUAAUACCAACAACAAUAACAACAACAAUACCAACAACGCCAACAAUGUCAACGCAAGCGGUAACAUUACGAUCAACGGAAAUCAGAUCACCAACCUGCCCGGCAGCUCGAAUAGCGACCACAGUCCGCGGGCACCCUGCCAAGAUCUGGACACGAUCAAUCUUUGAGCGGAUGAGAGAGAAAGAGAGCAAGCUCAGGUGUGAGAAUUUUAGUCGAGGACAAGAAUUAAAGUUACCUGUUUAAGUUAGGGAAUGGAUUUUAGCGAAUAUAUCGAAUCAAGGCUCUCGAGGGAGGAUUUGCGGCAUGAGAUAUCACGAUUAAGGUUAUAUUUUUGGCUGUUCUUCAAGAAACAAAUUGAAUUUAUUGCCCAGACUUCCAGGAUAUCAACGGUUUGGAGUUCUGUCGAAAUCGAAUAUUUAGCUGAGAAAUGGUUGAAGGGAUACGGAAGUGAUUCAAUUUCUUGGGAUUAUGUUUAAACAUUCAAGUAUUAUGCGCGAAAAAGAGUUAAAAAUGUGCGGAGAAAUUCUUACAAGAUGAAUAGAAGCAACCAAUCUGCAGAUUAAUUUGAUGAUCAUCCUGAUCGUUUCGGUUACACUGGCGACCAUUUCUGUCAUACUGAUUACCGAUUCGAUCUUCUUGACGGUCGUCCAGGUUACAAUCAUCCUAGUAAGCGUUUCGGUCACACUGGUCACACCGACGUUUCGGAAAUCCUAAUGACUGAUUCGAUCAUACUGAUGUCCGUUUCGACCAUUUUGAUGAACUUAACCAAACUUGAUGUCCGGUACGGUCUCCCUAAUGAUCGUUUAGGUCAUACUGAUGACCGUUCCAGUGACACUGAUCGUAUCGAUCAUUGUGAUAAACUGCGGUAAUCUUAUGUAAUAACCGUUUGUAAUCUGCGGCAAUCUUAUGUAAUAACAUUUUGAUGACCGUUUCGACCAUCCUGUUGAUACUGAUGAUCAUUUAGGUCAAACAAAUUACCGUUUCGAUUAUCUUGAUUAAUGUUGGUCAUCCUGAUCCAUGGUACUGCUAAUUCGUUUCGAUCGUACUGAUGAUGAGUUCAGUCAUACUGAAUCAGUGUCUGUUUUUAUCAUUUACCAUCGCACGAAACGAGUAGCGCUUCAACCCAGUGUAGAUGAAUUGCGUUCGUUUUGAAAAUCUUCGUUGUCACGUACGGGUGAGCUGAACAAAUGAGUUCAUUAUACAUCAGUGAAUACGCGUUUGUUGAUAUUCACCAGUGCUUGAUUAUGCUACCCAAAAUUGUCAAAAUCAGAAGUGAUCCUCAAAAGCAAAGCAAUAAAUUUCAUUUUGGGCAACAGAUUUCCUAGGCAUUCUGUUUUCCGCACUUUUCCUCGUCCCAACCGAAGAAGAGAAAUUCAGAGAAAGCAUGAAAACUUCAGCAAAGUCCACGUAACUUGAGAAAAACUGUGAAUACUUUAUAGAAAUUCCAAGAACCGCAGACAAGUUAGGUCCAGAGAUCUUCGGACAAGCUCAGAGAUCUGUAAGGGUUAGUUUCGAUUAAUUCUGAACAGCUCCACGAAUUCCACGAAAACUUCAAGAAGCUUUGAGAGUUCUGGGAAUUUCGGGAACGUCCAGACAUUUGCUGAGAAAUUUAGAAAUAUUCAUACAUAUUUUGAGAACUUUACAGAAGUCCAGAUAUUUGUAGAGAAAAUCUUCAGGGGAAGGUUCAGGCACAGACAAACAGACGUAACUCUUUGAAUAAAAUUAUCUACUAAACAUAGUACCGCUAAACAUAGGACUCCAGUAACGACAUCUCGCGAGCUUCUCGCGGAAAACAAGCUUGCUCGCUGAUUCGCAAACAAUGUUGCAUGCAAGAAAAACCGAAUGUAUAGAAACGUCAAAGUAAUCCGAUGCCAGCGCUGCGACGAGUAGUUCACGGAAACAAUAACAUUCAAACAAAUCGUUAAAGGCGCAAACGAUGAUCUAGAUGAUUAUGAAGAGUUACGUCUGUUUGUCUGUGGUUCAGGUGAGCUUUGAGAACAUCAGAGAUGGUCAAUGACCCUCAGUUCAGUUCAAUUAGCCUUACUAGAAACUAGGAAUGUCUUAAAAUUACCAUGAGGAUGCAAAGAAAAAGACGACGAAGAGGAUCUGUCAAUGUUACCUAUAGGACCUAAUGCAUAGUUCAGCUUGUUAUGCUAAAUCAGAGAGUAACCAGCUCUAAAUUUACCGUGACUACAAUACAAGUCCCUGGCAAGGUGACAGAUAACCUUAAUUUCACGUAACCACUUGCAAAUAGUAGAUGUUGCCACACAACGUAAACAAAGGCAUUGUCCUUCACCACCGUAAUGGUAUUUUUCUAUGGGAAAUCAACUUUUUGUUUCCCCAUGUGUGGAUGUCAAAUAACAGGCAAGUAUGUUAUAUGAAAAGAGCGAAUUUAUGAUUUUCGUGGUGAAAUGAAAUAAAUCAAAAUGAAUUGAAACCGAUUGAUGGAGGUUCAUUUUCUUAUAUAUCAGCCUUCAGAUUAUGUUUUUGAUCAUAGUUGUGCGAUGAUGAAGGCUUGCCCUAGGCCGUAUGUGUUCUUCUGAUAUGCAAAAUUUCUGAAACUGAACUGAAAAUACUAAUUAAUCACCACAAAAUUUCAACGUUGGGAAAUACAUACUACGAACGGCUUGAAAAUAGAAUCAUAAUGAACAUCUGCAACAUUCAUCAACAUGUUUUUUUUUUGUAACAAUCAGGACUUAUUUUGGAGGAGGAUGCAGUAAGCAUCCAUCGCAAUAUCCUGAUAAAAUUGUUCAUAGACUUUUAUUUAAAACGCUGGCUUGAGGAACAUGACAAAAACUUUUGCUGAAAUUGUUGGAAUUUUCUUAAAAUUGUAGGAAUUUCCUUGAAAUUGUUGGAAUUUCUUGAAGUUUGGUGGAAUUUCCUUACAAUUCGUGAAAUUUCCUUACAAUUCGUGAAAUUUUCAUGAAAUGCGUUGGAAAUUCUUCGAAUUUCAUAGGAAUUUCCUUGAAAUUCGUAGGAAUUAACUUGAAAUUCGUAAGAA
Molecule: messenger RNA, 8925 nt
Organism: Ochlerotatus camptorhynchus
Lineage: Eukaryota; Metazoa; Arthropoda; Insecta; Diptera; Culicidae
Gene: ATP8B
Product: ATPase phospholipid transporting 8B
Exons: 22
Coding region: 1556-6091 (1511 amino acids)
Biological process (GO): phospholipid translocation; Golgi organization
Cellular component (GO): trans-Golgi network; plasma membrane
Molecular function (GO): ATP hydrolysis activity; ATP binding; ATPase-coupled intramembrane lipid carrier activity
Source: RefSeq, a predicted model, not a curated record